Knipowitschia caucasica is the source of this 225-nucleotide messenger RNA. The record is from the annotation of a GenBank genome assembly. Lineage: Eukaryota; Metazoa; Chordata; Actinopteri; Gobiiformes; Gobiidae.
AUGGGGGAAGUGGAGGGUUCAUACCGGGUCCUGCCCACUCCUGGUACCAGACUCGGAGCCCAGUUCAAUGCUGGGAUCAGCACACUGGAGCCUGGGCAGAGCCUCAGUGCCAACAUGGUCAGUGGGAACCGCAACCAUGGAAGAGGACUCCAGAUCCGUGUGCAAGGGCUAGAUGAAACUCAGGAGUUCUUUGACAUUGAUCAAAUGCAGACAUGGUGCCGAUAG